Messenger RNA from Rhincodon typus (whale shark), 2621 nucleotides. It is a transcript of the gene rbm24a, whose product is annotated as RNA binding motif protein 24a. The transcript is spliced from 5 exons. NCBI's taxonomy places the organism in Eukaryota, Metazoa, Chordata, Chondrichthyes, Orectolobiformes, Rhincodontidae. Bases 295 to 981 code for a protein of 228 amino acids. Gene Ontology annotation, cellular component: cytosol. The record is from RefSeq and is a predicted model, not a curated record. Gene Ontology annotation, molecular function: mRNA 3'-UTR binding.
CCGCGCAGAAACUGGCUUUGAUUACCCGGGCAACUCGGCUACAUGACACUGCGCCUCUCAGGCCACGCGAUGCGCAUCUGGCGAUGAUAAAUAAAUAAAGAGGCGUCCGAUUACAGCCCGAUCGGGUGACGCUGUUCACCAGCUUGAAGCAUUCGGUGAGUCUGCACUUAGCCCCAGCACUCAGAUUGGGGGAGCAGCAGAAAACAAAAGCGUCAGGAGGCAAGUUGGCCAAGUUGUUGGCUGAUCAGUCGGACGGAGUGAGGGAGCCGCUGCAGCCUGAGCCCCGGGGGCAAGAUGCACACCACCCAGAAGGACACCACCUUCACCAAGAUCUUCGUCGGCGGGCUGCCCUAUCACACCACGGACGCGUCUCUCCGCAAGUACUUCGAGGUGUUCGGCGAUAUCGAGGAGGCGGUGGUGAUCACGGACCGGCAAACCGGCAAAUCCCGCGGCUACGGCUUUGUGACCAUGGCUGACCGGGCGGCGGCGGAGAGGGCAUGCAAAGAUCCCAACCCCAUCAUCGACGGCAGGAAAGCCAAUGUCAACCUGGCUUACCUCGGGGCCAAACCUCGCAUCAUGCAGCCGGGUUUCGCUUUCGGAGUGCAGCAGAUUCACCCCGCUUUCGUCCCCAGGCCGUAUGGGAUCCCCACUCAUUAUGUCUACCCACAAGCCUUUAUGCAACCUGGAGUCGUCAUUCCUCAUGUGCAACCUGCAGCUGCCGCGACCCCUUACAUUGACUACACAGGAACUGCAUAUGCACAGUAUUCUGCAGCCACAGCCGCUGCUGCCGCUGCCGCCUACGAGCAGUAUCCAUUCGCUGCAUCCCCUGCUGCCGCGGCAGCAGCUGCUGGUUAUGUCACUGCCGCGGGGUACAGCUACGCAGUGCAGCAGCCUAUGCCCAAUGCAGCUCCCGGGGCAACUGCUGCCGCAGCCUUCAGCCAGUACCAGCCACAGCAGCUGCAGACUGACCGCCUGCAAUAACAGUGGAACUUUUUUAAACAUAGAAGUACGCGAUAUGUUUAGAAUCAGGAGAGCAACCAUAUAUUCCAGCACUCCUCAACUAGUUACAACUACAGGACAUAAACGGACGUGGGGUGGGAGACAAAGAUAUACUACUUUAUGAUUGUGAGGGAAAAAUAUUUUUGCAGCUUUGAUUACUACAAACAAUUGUGCGGUAUAAUGUCAUAGCACAAGAAGACGGGAUAGCAGAAUAUGCUUUUUUGUUUACAAUCAAGAAAUAUAUUAAAAUGCAAGUCCAAAGCCUCAACCAGCCUGCAACAUUCAUGUAUUAACAAUGGGACAUAAUGUAGUAUAACUGUUCAAACGAUUUCUUCAUCAGGGAAAAUGCUGCGUUUCUUUCAGCAUGUAAGAACUGCAGGAGCUGUAUGCAAUAACGUGUGAUAUGCAAUAAUAAUUUAAAUAAUAAAUGAGAUGUACUUGUCGAGGAGUCAGUGAGACACUGAAAAAUUCAACAUUAUAGUAAUGACUACCAUUUCAAUUUAAAAGCACUGAAUGUCAUACUUUUUUUUUAAACUCUGACCUAUGCAAAGUAUUUGAGAUAUUUGAAGUCUUUCUUGGGCAUCGAACAAUCAAAGCACAUGACCAUGUGGCAUGAUGGACCAGGCACCAACAUUAUUUAUUUUUUUUAAAAUAUAUUCUUCCCUUCUAUGCAUGAAUAGAAAUCUGAGCAAGUGAUCUGGAUUUAAUGGACAGAACAGCUGUGCGGACAAUUAAUAAGGUAGACAUUUCUGGAAAUACACAUCACUUGUGCAUGUUUGAUGACUUGUCACAUUUUAAUCCACUCCCCCAUCCCACCCCAACCAUCCUGUUUCACUUUCGGGAAACUUUAACUGCUGCUGUCAGCACUUUGGAUCUGAAAUCAGAUCAGUCCCUAACAAUAACAGUCUCCUCUCUGUUUUACUGCAUCUGUCCAUGGUCAUUGAUUGAAAGCAAAAAGUUUAAAAAAAAGUGAAUUUUAUUAGUCAUUGGUUGAAACUGUGCCUUAUAAAAUACUGUAUUGUAAUACUAUUUUAAAAUUAUUUAUUGUAAAUGUUUUUACAGUAUGCACACUAAAGAAGGGGACAUAAGUGCGAAACUGUAUAUGUAUUCAGCUCAUUGCAAUAAAUUAUUAAGUAGGUAUUAGUUUAUAAUGUUAGACCAUAUCAAUCUUCAAAAUGUUGACUCCAGUUUUUAUUUAAAAUAUUUCUGACGCACUAUUCAGUGGUAUUGUUACCUUGACAUUUGUCAGUUUUAGGAUAUUAAAUUAAUAUUUACUCUUUUUUUUUCAUAAUGUUACAAGCUGUACAUAGAAAGACCUCUGGCUUUAGGCUUUUAGAAAUGUCAAACAUUUAGAUUUAUGUUAAAAUAGUUAGAACAAUUAUUCUGCCUGGUAGAAAGCUGUAACUGCUGCGCUGUCGCCUGUUUCUAAAUCUCAAUUGCUUGCAAUCUUAAAUGUUUUUAUUAUAUAUACUUCAAACAGGUGAAUAUUCUAAAUGUAGAUUCUUUUUAUACUUGAUGAAAAAAAAUCUAAGAUUUUCUUACAAGGGAAAGACCACCAAGCAUUUUGAAAACCUUUUUCAUGUUGCUGGACAAGUUUAAUUAAUCAAGCUAUGGUAGCUAGC